UCCAGUCAGCGUGCGCCUGUAUCUGAGGUGAACUUCAGUCAUCACAAAACAAGAGCUGCCUUUCUUAUCCGACCACAGUAUUUACAACUUCACACUUCGGGCCAUGUUGGCAUCAUGUGGCGCAAUGCAUGAAACCGACCGAUCUGCGCAGGCGUGAGAGGACGGCGCAAUAAAAGUGACGGAUAUUACAGGUUGGCGCACAAAGUAAUGAGUGACAGUAGCGCUGUGUCAGUGCGUCUGUCUGAGUAUUAGUGCACUGGGAAGAGAGGACAGCCCGACUGUGAACCAUGUCGACACCGGGGAGCGCCAACAAGGGGCCAACCCAGACGGGGACGAGGCGGUUCAUCAGCGGAGUGGUGGAGGGUUUUUAUGGGCGGCCGUGGACUAUGGAGCAAAGGACGGAGCUUUUUAAAAGAGAACAGAAGUGGGGUCUGAACACAUACCUGUACGCACCCAAGGAUGACUACAAACACAGGAUGUACUGGAGGGACUUGUACUGCGCCGAGGAGGCAGAACAACUCAUCGCCCUGAUAUCAGCAGCCAAAGAGCACGAUGUCGAGUUCAUCUAUGCAAUCUCUCCCGGCCUGGACGUUACUUUUUCCAACCCCAAAGAGGUUGCUGCCCUGAAGAGGAAGCUGGACCAGGUGAAGGAGUUUGGCUGCAGGUCCUUCUCCUUACUGUUCGAUGACAUCGAGACUGAGAUGUGUGCAGCUGAUAAACAGGCCUACAGCACCUUCGCCCACGCUCAGGUGGCCAUCACUAAUGCAGUGUACCAGCACCUGGGAGAACCCGAGACCUUCCUCUUCUGUCCCACAGAUUACUGUGCUUCAUUCUGCACUCCCACUGUGUCCCAGUCCUCUUACCUGCACACCGUGGGGGAGAAGCUGCUGCCUGGGAUAGACAUACUGUGGACAGGUCCCAAAGUGGUGUCCCACAAAAUCUCAGUUGAGUCAAUUGAAGAGGUGUCCUCAGUCCUGAAGAGGGCACCAGUCAUCUGGGACAAUAUCCAUGCAAACGACUAUGACCCCCAAAGGCUUUUCCUCGGACCCUACAAGGAUCGUCCCACUGAGCUGAUUCCCAAACUGAGAGGAGUGCUCACAAACCCCAACUGUGAGUUCUACCCGAACUUUGUGGCCAUCCACACUCUGGCCACAUGGUGCAAAGCGUUCCCUGAUGGAGGACAGAGGGAUGUAGAAAUGGCAGGUGAUGAGGAGCAGGACCGCUGCUACAGUCCGCAGAAAGCCCUGACCCUGGCCCUCACUGACUGGCUGCAGGAGUUUAUGAGCGCCGACCAACCCGGAGCUCGUCUCAAGAAGGAGUCGUCGGAAGAGGAGCCAAUGCAGACAGACAUGGGAGAGAGCUAUGUUCCUGGCCCCGAUGAGAACCCGCUGUACACGGCCGAGCCCCUGACCCUGAACGACCUGAAGCUGCUGUCGGAACUUUUCUACCUGCCGUACGAACACGGGGCGACGGCCAGGACCAUGCUGCAGGAGCUGGACUGGCUCAAGAAUCAGAGAUCGGCCGCCGCAGCAGAGACGGAUAAGACAGCAGAGUGGUGCUCCAGAGCGCAGCAGUUUGACGACAUGUGCGAGGCGGUGGUGCAGAUGUUCAACCGUCUGUCCAACGCCCCAAACCGCAGCAUCCUGUACGACCUCUACAACUACAUCUGUGACAUCAAGAGCGGGGUCGGUCUGGCUCGAGCCUACAUCAAAACACUGAGAGGGCAGCGUCCACCCUCAGCCCAGGUCAUGAACAAUGAUCCUGAACCCUGGGGCUUCAGAGGAGGCCUCUCUGGAGAGUUCCAGAGGAUGCUGCCUUGCCAUGGCAACAGGGACCUGUUCCGACAUCCUCCCAUGACGGAGGUUUACUGCAUACGGCCAUACUGCCCCGAGGACAAGAUGGAGGUGCAGAGGGUUUUCAGGGAGAUGCAGAGUGCAGGAGAGGGCAAAGUCCCGCUGAUGGCGCAGCCUCCACUUGUCUGUGAUGUCCUGUCAGAAGGUGAAAUCUCCCCAUCACCUCAGUGUGCUCUCAUCCUGGAGGAUGAGAUUGGGGUGUGUGGCUACGCUCUGGGUCUCACCGACGCCAAACCAGCCACAGCCAAGAUUCAGAGAGCAGUAACUGAUUCAGUGCUGGAGGACUUCCCUUCCUUGGUUACCAUCCAAGUGCUGCCCAGGGUCAUGGAUUCCUCUCCAGCAAAUCGUAUGAUCGGUCGGUUGUUGUCCUCCAUCAGGAGCAGUGGUUCCAGGGGAGCGUUUUGCGAGCUGAGGCAGAGCGAUCGCAGGAUGCUCGACUUUUACACCAAACUUGGCUACUUCAACCCCAUUAAAAUGGCCGGUCUACCUCAAGACAUCAUUGCCAUGGGAACAAGCCUGUGAGGAAGAUCAGUCUCCUCAGGUUUGAGAUGUUUUGGGAUACUGCGAAACAACUGUCGUCAUUUUUCAGUUGAUCUCACAAUUUGUGUAAUUUAGCUGUCAUGACCAUUUAUCCGUGUCUUCACACAUUAUUGAAGGAAAUGCUUAAUGAAAAUCGUGUAACAAAGUAUUGUGUGAUAGUAAGUGUAAUGUUAUGCUACUGACUUUGUAGACAUGAAAUUUGUAAAAUGUAUAGUCAUUAUUUUUUAGAUCAAAUUGCACAAUAAAGGGUUGACUAGA
Messenger RNA from Acanthopagrus latus (yellowfin seabream), 2651 nucleotides. It is a transcript of the gene ogal, whose product is annotated as O-GlcNAcase like. Lineage: Eukaryota; Metazoa; Chordata; Actinopteri; Spariformes; Sparidae. Gene Ontology annotation, molecular function: beta-N-acetylglucosaminidase activity. The transcript is spliced from 17 exons. Gene Ontology annotation, biological process: glycoprotein metabolic process. The record is from RefSeq and is a predicted model, not a curated record. Bases 288 to 2375 code for a protein of 695 amino acids.